AUGAAAUACCGCCAUCGUUUUAAAGGUCGAAAUGUUGGCCGUCGGAUUGCAAAAGGGAAGAGUAGCGAAAGUAAUCCGUCGAUAACUCGACAUCGUGAAGCUGCACGAGCAACUCGUAUUGCCGAGAAAGUACCGUUUAUACCAGCAGAUGAAAGUUAUGGUGUCAAAUUCAACGAUGGGGAUGUGAUGUUGGAACAGAUACCCUUGCAUAAAAUGCAAAUUGAGGAUGCUGAGGAAAAUAAAAGUACUGGAAGCAACUUUUCGGACCUGUCUUCGGCGAAAUCACAACUUUCACAAUUCACAUCAUGCACAAAUCCAACCUUCGAUCCUGUUCACCGUAUCUGGAGAUCAGGAUCAGUAUUGCAAAAUGAAGUGCUUGCCGUGCUUGCGGCAACUGCAGAACUGAUUAAAGAUAAUAAUGGAACAGAAAGUGAUGCUGAAUAUUUUGCCGAGCUUUUGACAGUUAUCGAAGCAAUGCCUGCGGUGGAUGAAUCGAAAUUAGCUGCAGCUGCUUAUUUGUUAGGUCUUGUCGCCAGAAAAAUCGACAAAAGUGUGUCACGCAAAUGCUUCUCUAGGGCACAUCAGAUUCUGGAAAAUAAGCUUGAUAGUACUCAGCUGGAUGUUGCUCUAGCGAAACUUAUCGUUACAUUAGGAACGAUUGUGCAUCAACAACCUGCCAGCAUUUGGCAGAACAGUAAUAUCAGGCUAUUAUUAGUGAAAAUUGAAUUGUUUGCGAUCCAUGACAAGUCUUUGGUUCGCGCCGCAGCUCGACGAUUUCUACGCACCAUCCUCAAUGAUCCUGUUAUGAUUACAUCUAAUGGUUACCAUCGGGGCGCCAGUGUUGUUGGCGAAAUAUUAAUCAAACAAAUGGAGCAGAGUGCUGCCAAUGUAAACACUGACUUAUUACUUCGGUUGUUAUGUCUGGCAGAAAAUGUUAUGUAUAAAAUGCCAUCUUUAAUAUUCAAAAAGUUUACGGAGGCGGCAUUUGUAUUGCUGUCUAUUUCGGAUUCUAAUCUGAGAUGCACAAUUUUCCAAUGUUUCCAAAAAAUUCUGCGGCAUCAGCCUGCUGACACAACUUUACCUUUCAAUGCUAAUGUUCUUCUGAUUGAUUUGUUGCGUAAUUUCGCGUCGAGAACUAUGGAUGUCUCUGUUACAUGUUUUUGGAUGGAGGCUCUCUGUGAAUCGCAUCUUUGUCUUGCUGCGAAAGAUUUUGCGAAGUCACUGGCAACGCUGAGAGCUUCAUUGAAACCGAUUUUCCAAACAUUCGAUUUGGGAAUAGAUUCUGUUGCCCUGAUAACUUGCAAAGUAAUUGGUCGCAUAAUUGAACAUUGUGUGCAAUCAAAUGAGGAAUUAGCAAGUUAUUCUGUCGAUCUAUGUGAUGAAGCUUUUAAUCCACGAAGCACUGCAGUGUGGCGAUAUGUUCUUCGCGCUGAAACAAGGAUAUUCGAAAUUUCUAAAAGUGCUAUUAACCAAGAAUCGUUUGCGCGUGCAUUGAAAACUCUGGCGGGAUUGCGCAACGAUGAUAAUCGCUGUAUUAUACCUGACAUUGACUUGACUGUUGGAGCAGCAGUACGACAUAUUGGUGCUGAGAACGUCUUGCGGGUGUUGCCGUUGGAGCUGGACCCUCAAAAUGUGGCAUUGGUAACACAGUUCGAAAGAUCUUGGCUUAUGCCUAUCCUGCGCUUAAAUAUUUGCAACCAGUCAAUUGCUCUUGCAUUGCAGUUUUUUUUACCAUUAGCACAUCGACUUCGAAAGGAAGCGCCAAGUGAUGUUAUGCGGCAGAAAAUUUUCAUUACUAUCAGUGACCAGUUGUGGGACUUAUUACCGAGUUUAUUGAGUUCAGCAACUGAUUUCGAGAAGAAUUUUCCUCACUUGGCGGAAAUUUUGGGUAAAGUUUUACUUGAACAACGGGAUCUGCGUCUGUCAGUAUUAUCUUCACUUCGUAGUGCACUUCGUUAUGCGCUCCAGCCGGAUGCGACAGAAGCAAGAAAGGAUGUAAUGCGAUUUUUUGCAUACAGUUUUCUGCGAAAGUUAUUUACUUUGUACACCGUAUCCAAUAUUACCAUGGAAUCUAUGCAAUGCAUAAGUGGAAAUAGUUUGAAAACCUUGCGAUGCUCAGUUUUGGAAACUAUUCGCAUUUAUGUGGACUUAACUCCAAAUAAUGUGAUUGAUAAUUUCAUAAAUUUGGCUGUUGAAAAGACACAAAUCAAGGAAAUGGAUUUGGACCAAAAAAUUCGAGUUUUGGAUCUUAUGGCAGUACUCGUGAAGAAAGCAAAUGUGUCGGGAUUGAGCAAUGUGUUUUCGACAAUUCAUCCAUGGUUUACAAGCAGCGAAGUGGCACUUCAGAAAAAAGCAUUCCGAAUUUUGGAAGAAAUUAUGAAACGAAUGAAUGAUGAAGCUGUAGCGAACUUUUUUUCUUCAUGCGCCGAUGAAAUAAAUAAUGUGCUUGAUCAGGAUUUAGAUAAUAUUGCGAAGAGUGCGCGAGCAGCGUUGAUUGCUGUGUAUUGUGUCAAAUUGUCUUCAUUGACUUCAUUUGAACACGCAGAAAUUUUUGGAAAAAAGUUUGUUCGAAGGAUUAUUGUCUGUCUCGAUAAGUCACAUAAUAUUCGAACACGUUCAAAUGCACUGAAAUGUUUCGUGAAAGUGUGUCAGCAACUAAUACUUUUGGGUUCAGAUGAGAGCAAGAGUCCUUCGAGUGUAAUUCAUCCAGUAUUGAAUAUAAUUUUUGGUAUGUUAAAUCCAGAAGGUUUAUAUCCAAAUGAAGAUCCACUUGAAAUCGUGCGAUCAUCAACCAUUGCUCUCAAUGUCAUAGCGCAGAAAUUCACUCGCGUUUUGGAUACUUCACUGCUGAGUCGCCUUAUAUCGCAUGCAUGCAACUGGAUUGGUGAUGAACGCCCAGUGAUAAGAGUGCUGAUUAUCAGAUUGUUACGAAUGCUGGCAAAGAAAUUACCAGACUAUACAAUGCAGCAAUAUCAGGAAUUGCUACUUUCGGCUGUGUUCGACGGUCAGUCGAUGGCAAAUAUUACACAAAAAAUCCGCAAAGCGAAUAGGCUUCUACUUGAAGUUUUAGUCGACGCAUAUGGUGUUGAAGUUUUGAUGACUCGAACAAAUAAAUUGGAUUGGACUAAGCAACUAAAAGCAAUUGCUAAAAUAAGACGUCGCCGUGGACAUCGAAAUGGAACGAAAGCACGAAAUAUAGAUAUCAUUGGAGAGCAAGACCAUGAUGUGGUAUCAGUAGCCUCAAGUGCUCGAACUGCGGGUGCAGAUACAAUACUAAAUAUGCUUUGUGAUACUGACGAUGAAGAUGAAGUAGAAAUGGAUCGUGAAUCGAUUGGAGGUCGAACACGAGGCAACUCGAUUUGGUUAAAGAAUGAUGAUGAUGAAGAUAUGAUGGACCUACUCGAUCGAAACAAAAUACUAGGAAAGAUUGCCACAACUCGGCCUAAUCUGUUGAAAGCUAAAAAAUUGAAGAAAUUGAAUGAUAAUGAUAAUGACAAGUGCAGCAGUGGUUUCAAAAUGGCGAAAGAUGGACGAUUAAUAAUUGAAAAUUUGGAUACAAAUCAGCAGGACAAAAGGAAACGAAAGCAAUUUGCAAAAUUAUUAGAUAUGCCGGACAAAAAGAUGAAAAGGGACAGUGAUUCGAACAGUGACAGUGAUAGUGACUACGACAACAACAGCAGAAUCAUAAAUAAGAACAAGUCUGGUCGGAAAAUUGGUGGGAAAAGUAUUCAUAGGAAUGUUUGUAAAAGUUCCACUGGCAUUACAUUUGACAAUGAAUUUUCAAAGAGACGAGCUGCUGAAGAUGUCAGGAAAAAGAGUGAAAAAUAUGAGCCAUACGUAUAUAUACCGAUCAAUAAACGUAAAAGAGGAAAGAACGAACUGAAGAUGUUAAUAAAAGGGAGAAAGAAAGGAGCUGCAGUUGCUUCGAAAGCAAAGAAAGUGCGUUGCUGA
Cercopithifilaria johnstoni is the source of this 3951-nucleotide messenger RNA. The record is from the annotation of a GenBank genome assembly. NCBI's taxonomy places the organism in Eukaryota, Metazoa, Nematoda, Chromadorea, Rhabditida, Onchocercidae.